Melanotaenia boesemani (Boeseman's rainbowfish) is the source of this 4288-nucleotide messenger RNA. RefSeq names its product complexin-2-like. NCBI's taxonomy places the organism in Eukaryota, Metazoa, Chordata, Actinopteri, Atheriniformes, Melanotaeniidae. The record is from RefSeq and is a predicted model, not a curated record. Gene Ontology annotation, cellular component: terminal bouton; SNARE complex. Gene Ontology annotation, molecular function: syntaxin binding. Bases 436 to 837 code for a protein of 133 amino acids. Gene Ontology annotation, biological process: synaptic vesicle exocytosis; regulation of neurotransmitter secretion; neurotransmitter transport. The transcript has 4 exons.
AUCACCGUCCGCAAACCACCACCCCCUUCACUCCUCUUCCUCCUCCUUCUCCUCUCUCUCUUCGUGUGUGAGUGAGUGUGUGUGGGGGAAGACGAAGCGGCAAACAGGAGGAAGCGCCAAGGACGUCCUUUUUUUGAGCCCCUGGAGCCGGAGAUGCAAGGGACGAGCAGUUAUUAGCCUGUGCUGCUGCUGCCUGCUGCAGGAUAACUUCAUUUCGGAAGGUGCUGCAGCUGAAGCUGGUUCUCUGUGACCCUUGUUUUGGUGUGUGAGUGUGUGAGGAGGAUUUCAUCCAGUCGCCGGACGGAGGUAAAUCGAUUCUUGAUGCCGCUACUUCAGUGCAACUGAGCGAUCUGUCAACGAAGGAUUCUACUUUUCCUCAACUAUUGAAUGUAACAUCGCUCGGAUAAGGAAGGCAGGGAAUAAAAAGCCAUCAUCAUGAAUUUCGUUAUGAAACAAGCUUUGGGAGGGGCCACCAAAGACAUGGGCAAGAUGCUUGGUGGAGAGGAGGAGAAGGAUCCUGAUGCUCAGAAAAAAGAGGAGGAGAGGCAAGAAGCUCUGAGGCAACAAGAAGAGGAGAGGAAGGCCAAAUAUGCAAAGAUGGAAGCGGAAAGAGAAAACAUCCGACAGGGCAUAAGGGAUAAGUAUGGCAUCAAGAAGAAGGAGGAAAAGGAAGCUGAGGCAGCAGCUGCUAUGGAGCAGGCCUCAGAGGGCAGCCUUACCCGCCCGAAAAAGGCUGUUCCCACCGGCUGUGGUGACGAGGAGGAAGAAGAGAGCAUCGUGGAUACGGUCAUGAAAUUUAUCCCGACACCUCUCAUGGAUAUGUUCAAUAAAAAGUAACAUUGUUUUGAAUGAAAUAUGGUUAACUUCUUACAUUGUACUUCUAAUUAACACUGUACCAGCCUGCCCCACCCAAACCUGCAGUCACACCUCUCUUCGCAAUCCAACCCAACUUCUAAGUGUCCUGAAAUUAAACUGAGUGCCAUGAUUUUGUGUUUAAGCUAAACCAUCUGAUCUCAGACAGUGAUUAAUACCUUUUAACUUCUUGAACAGAGUAUCUGCCCUGAUAAUCUGUACUCGUAUAACGUGAUUCCAUGUUGUCAAAAUAUCCAAAAUUCAGAAUAAGACCAGAUAUUACCAUCAUCCACCCUUUUAUUUGUAAAUAGCUUCAGUUAUAUAUAUAUAUAUACAUAUAUAUACAUAUAUAUAGAAGAAAAAAGUACUAUAUGACUGAAAUAUGACAUAGAAAUAUAACAAGAUGAAAAUGAGUAUAAGCCAUAUUUUUAACUUUUAAGAAAUUAUCCAAGUCAUAUCAAAAUUUGAUUAAAAUUUCCUUUUAUGUUUAUGAUGAUAUUUGAUACAUAUACUGUAUAUAAAUACUUGCAUUUCUAUUGGUUGACCGUUGUGAGGAUUCACGAAACUGCCCGUCUCAAUUUCAUUGAUUUACAGUGAAUGAGUUCUACAUUCAAGUCCUCUGUAAACCUGAAAGUAGAGGAGUUCAUUUAAAAUGUAUUUUUUUGGUUUACUUUUUGUUUUUUUUAAGCAUGCAGUUAAUGGCUGUGAAGUGAUGUGCUUAUAUGGAUAACAUUUUAUUUGUUAUGAUGAAGCAGAAUACAUUGAUAUGAGGCAAUAAUUGUUUCUCCAUUUUAUUUGACUGAGGUUUCAUCCAACAUGUACAGAAAGCGAUAAUUGACUUUGUGUCUAAAAUGUUCUUCCAUGGAGAAACCUGUCCACUUUCUCCAUACAAACAUACAUACAUACAUGUUGCCCUUAAAGCAGUAAAAUGAAAUUAUUUAUUCUAUAAAUCCACUGGCUAUACAUGUUUGCGGUUUUAAAAUUCAGUUACCGUCCUGUGGCAGGUGUUGCUGUUUUUGUAUUAGUACAUGUAAAGGUUGACCUGGCCAGUUAAUAUUGAACAUUUUCAUUUUUUUUUCAUCUAAAAGAAAAAAAAAGAAACUUCACAAACACAGCUUUGUUGUGUACACACUUUGUGAACAGACAGUGACAAUAGUGCAAUAUAUUGUUCAAAAUGAAGUUGUCCUGUGUCCGUUGGUUUUACUGAUGGGAGUGAAGUCCCAAAUCAGCAAUAACAGACAAUCUUCAUUGUUGUGUGUUAAGUUACUCCUUAAUGUGGUAGUUGAGGUUAAAGACACAGACGUGUCUACAUAGAUUACUGUAUAUGGAGACCUGUGCAGGUCAGACAUAUUAAAUUGACUGAAAAAAGAAGGAAGGUAGGAUAAUUUGUUUCAUGUCGUAAAAAUGUUUAUUCAUAUGAUGAGCAAAACCACAGUUUGUGUUUAAUACUGUAAAUUAAAGAGGCUAAUUAAACUGCAGGUUUUCAUAGACUGAUAUUAACAAAUCGUGCUAAGGAAUAGGGUGAAAUAGUCUUUUUAACAACCUUUCAUUCAAGUUCCAUGACCUUUCAAAACAUUUCUAUCUCCACAGGGUCUGGAUGGGUUAGCAGGUACAUAACUGCAAAGGCACACACUUAAAGAUAAGGUCAAAAUCAGAUUAAUCUCCAUAUGCCUUGUUUUUUAUUUCUCUUUCAUUCCAGUGUCUUGUUGAACAUUCCAGAUAUUUCAGACAUUCCACCAGACUUGAGCUGGUAUCACACUGACUUAAUUACAGAAGAUUACAAACCUCAAUCAAUAUCUUCUUGUCUCACAGUGAAAUACUUAAAUUUUUUAAGCUAUUAUAACAAACAAAAAUAAAUCAUAUGCUUAAUAUACAGUGAGACUGAAGACUAGAGUGGGUAUGUUGCAGAGCGUGAUUUUCCCUGCCAUACAGAAGUCCCACAUGAAGUACAAGAUCAUUAUUGUGUUGCUAACAGUGAUAAGUUAACGACUGUGAUACAUUAUGUUUGGAUAAAAAAUUUGUUAUUCAGUAGUUGCAAGGGAGGUUUUAAAAUCAACAAUUCUGCCACAUGUUACUGUUCUGAUUAGGCUAGCGAAACCUUAAAUAAUACUAAUUCUAAACCUGUGUAUUUUUGUGCCAUUGAUAAAAAAAAAGUUAGCUUUUCUCUGUGCUUUGUGAGCUCUGUAAUCAUGCUGAGUGUAUGAAAAAAGCACCAAAAGUCAGAAUGUGAUUAGGCCACAUGUAGAGCACAUUUAUUGAACUUCUUGUGAUAACAUAGCCUAUUUGUAAACUGCCUUGAACAGCUUCUGCUUCAACAAUGUGUUAGCAGAUAGUUAGCAAACGAUCAGUUAUGGCACCAUGCAUAACACCUCCAUUAUCAGAGCAAAUAGUAAAUUAAACCAAAGAAUAGUGCUUGUAGAAGUAGACAAACAUUAGUUUCCAUUCUCAAUAAUCUGCAUUUUAUAAUUUAUUUUCAAAUUCUCAGGUAUUAUAACUUUUUGUUUUUGAUAGUAGGGACUUAGCAUCAUCGCUAAAGAAUUAAGUUUUAUUGCUAGCUACCUAGCUAUAAUGAGCCUAGAGUUAUUUCUAAAUGCAUUAUCUUUUGUUUGGCCCAAGAAUAUUUCUAGACAGCUACAAGUACUGCCCCUGUAAAGGAUUCCAAGAAACAACACCUUAGCAAACAUCACUAGUGUGUUCAGACUAUCAACGAGUCUUUUACAAACUGAUGUGCUCUGAAAUCAGAACAUUUACCAACAAAUAUAAGCUCAUUCAACAACAUUAUGUAAAUGCCAGCUGAUUGUGCUCCUAAUGGCUUUUAGACCACUGCCCAAACAAACUGCCCAAGUCAUGCGUGAUCAAUAUUUUGUAGUCCUGUAAACGCUGUGUCAGAAACCCAUUAGAGUCUGAAGUCGCUCAUUUGUGCCAUUCAUAGAGCCAUUAAUAAGAUUUUAAAAACUGCCUGAGAAAUGUGGCUUGUAGAAAAAUAAUCCUUUUCUGUGACUUGAAUGUAACUGUCUGACGUUUAUCUCCUCUUGCAUCUGUCUUUGUUCUGUAUGUGUUGAGAAGAUACUUACUCUGGUGCACUAUUUUUUCCUUCUUGUCUGUAGUUGGUCCUGUUUCUGUCCUUUGGUGGUUGAUAUUUUGAGGGAAAAAAAAUUAAACAUGUUCAUUUGGUGCAUUAUUUUGUACUGCAAAAUCUCACCCUUCUCCCUCCCCCCUCUCUCUCUAAAUCUCCGUAACUGUUGACAAAAAUGUAUGCAUGCUUAUGGUGUGCGAUGUAGGCAAGGUUGUUGAUAUAAUCGUUUUGUGUCCUCUCUGUGUUUCAAAGCUCCACCUGUUAGCCUCACUGCAUGCCAUUUUAGACAAAUAUUUCAGUCUGUAACUUUCCUGCAAAAAUGGAAUCACCGCACACUGAGAAUAAAGUGAUUUCCUAUAA